AUGGAUUCACUAUCAACGACAUACCUGGGACAUUUUCGUUCAUUUCGGAUAACGCGUAAUGGAGACUAUUACAUUGUCUGGAUCCUCCGCGAAAUAAACGGACAUUUCGUUGCUGAGAAACUCUCUGCCUCCACUAAUGCGUCCCAAGAUGGACGCUGUUUCGAUGUUGUAUCAUUGGUACUCCCCUGUUGCAGCGUUGCCCCCACUGACGUUGACGGGGAGCAAGUAUUCCUUCAUGCGUGUUUGAUAUCUCGGUCUGUGGAUCUUCCUACUACGUUGGGAUCUACAGCCUGUUGCCCAAACGAGCAUUCGCCAUUUGCUUCAUCACAGUCGUGCCCCGGGAAUCUAGACGCGUUGCAUCGGCCAUGCAUCCCGUCAAACACCACGGAACCCUGGCCAAUAAGCCAAGCGUCUGAUUUAACUUCUUCAAACGCCAGUGCAACGACAUCUCGCCUCGCUGAGCGAAACAGGAAGCGGAUGUCACCAAACGCGCCGAGUCAGCAUGCGCCGAUUAAAAGGAAGUUGACAGCCACGGAAGCUGCAACGCGCCUUUCUACUCAACUGUCCUCCUCCGUUAAGAAUUUCUGUGAGCAGAGAAUCUUGGCGAGUGAUAAUGAUAUAGCCCAAAGGCUGAUACAAUGCCAUGAACUUCUCAAAUCAAACCCCAAUGAAGUGGAUGAUCAAGUUGAACAGUUGCAACUAUGGCUGCAACAAGGCCAACAACAAUCCAAUCUACAUUUUUCUGCCUUACAACAUCUCCUCUCUUGCGUUGAUCUCUAUAAUUGGUGGGACCGGAGCGACGAGAAUACGGAGAAAACUGUUAACAAAAGGCGUUGGUUUGACACACAACUCGCACGAUACAGGAACAAGCUGGCGAACGAGCUCUGUAAGACUAAAAACGGUACGAGUGACCGUCUAGGUUUGGUAACCUUGGCACCCAUGACUGUCAAGGGACUUAAGUUCGCGCAUCUGGAUAAAGCAACAGACCAAAACAAAACUGAGAUAAUUCAACACUUCGCCUGCCUCGCUCGUCCAGAAUUAGAGAAGCAGCUAAAGGAUUCAAGAGUUAUAAAGGCAAUAAAUCCUGUGAGCUUUGUCUGUUGGUUUCUGGGCAAGCCGUUUAAAGAUGUUUGUGAGGCUCUCUCCUUCACUGAACUCUCUUUCAACGACUGCGGCCCAAGUUCAAAUAUUUGGCAUGAAAUACAAGGUCCUAGCACGGCAGAAGUUUUUAAUGGCAGCAACCUACCCUGGCCACUCCUAGUAGCCGUUAGAACUGAAGAAAGUCAGCAAAGCGGUAGUCAUGAAGAGCCCAUGGUCACUGGGUUAAGCUUUUCCGAAAUUCUGGAAGAUACAGAAGGCGCUCUAGGCUUUAUGUAG
This is a messenger RNA of Fusarium mangiferae, 1377 nucleotides long. RefSeq lists its product as uncharacterized. NCBI's taxonomy places the organism in Eukaryota, Fungi, Ascomycota, Sordariomycetes, Hypocreales, Nectriaceae. The transcript has 4 exons. The record is from RefSeq and is a predicted model, not a curated record. Bases 1 to 1377 code for a protein of 458 amino acids.